Gloeophyllum trabeum ATCC 11539 is the source of this 1521-nucleotide messenger RNA. RefSeq lists its product as uncharacterized. The record is from RefSeq and is a predicted model, not a curated record. The coding region runs from base 1 to 1521 and encodes 506 amino acids. The transcript is spliced from 8 exons. NCBI's taxonomy places the organism in Eukaryota, Fungi, Basidiomycota, Agaricomycetes, Gloeophyllales, Gloeophyllaceae.
AUGGCUCCUCGUUCUCUGGCUGAGGCCUUGCAGUCUGAGGCUCCCCUGUUUCAAGGACAUCAUUACGACUCAGGCGACGAGGAAUACGACCCGGUCCUGCAUGCGCCGCCCAAGAUGCGGCGCAAGUCUCGCAGUGUCAGUACCUCGUCGUACGACUCUGGCCAUGUGAGUGUCCCUGACGAUGAAGCAUCUGAGGACGGUGUACCAUCGAGCACAUCCCGUCGGUCGUCUGUUCAUUCCGCUGGCUUCCCGGAGGACCGUUCCGAUCUGCAUGACCCAGUGCCAGGCCUGGCAAAGACAUCGAGCAGUUCAUUCAAGAAGGCACCCCAUGCUGUCGAUCUAUUGGAGACCGACGACCAUGUCAUCAAAAAGGCUGUUGGCAAGUCCAAGCAGCCUACCAACCCCAAGGGGUGGGAUUCCAGUCCCGCGCUCUCUGCACCAUCCGGCUUCACUGCCGGAGGAGUGCCCGCAUUCAAGCUGAUGUCAAAGCGCGAGCAGGCUCAUCGCAAAGAGGCGCCGACUUGGGGUGGUCCGCCGGAGGCCAUAGAGGUGCUGAAUCGUACCCCAGCAACCCAUCGCAACAGGCGAGACUCGAGCGUUGUCAGUCAAGGCCAUGGGAACAACGACAACAUCAAUUUCGAUGCAACAACAGGCGAAGGCUAUGACAUGACGGUGCUUGCGUACAACACUCGCGGGAAGCUCAACCUUAUGUCCCAGACCGCCGAGAUCCAAGCCGUUGCGCGUAGCGCAAUUGACAAGACCUAUGUAUCUAUCAUCACGGUUAACGCCUACCCCGACCUUGGCAAGCGCAAGCAGGUCGUCCUGGAUGCUUGCGUGCGAGCGGCGGAAGAGCUUGGGCCGCGAUACCAGCGGAUUCUGGACCUGCUGCAGGAUGACACUCAGACUGAGUUCCGUAAGGCUGUCGGAGACAUUCCCGAUGGACGCAUCAGCACCCUACGCCGUGACAUCAAGACUAUUGCGUCUGGUCACUGUGUCGGCCACUACGGGCUUCGCCAGGAUUGCGAGACAUACGUGACAAACCUGCUCGAUGCUCAGCGCUAUGUGUUCGCUGGGGAGCAUGUGGCUGACCGUGUAAACUACAAGCUUCCCUGGCGGCAGCAUGCUAUCGCGGCUGUCAUUCGACAGGUGUUCUUCACGGGGAAGAACAACUUCGUUAACAGCCACCCAUGUCUAUUCUGCACGACUAUCGAAGGCCUCGAUGACCAACCUGAGGUGCCUGCGGGCAUGGUCGCGCUUGUCUGUACAGCCAUCCAUGCAUGUAUCGCCGAGUGGUCUACCGGGAAACAUGUUGAAGAAGAAUUCUCGGGCAGUGAAUGGGCCGGUACGUACCGUAUACACAAGAUGAUGCUGGACCACGUCCGUGAGAAGGAACCGCUGUUCUUUCACGAGACGAUGCACUAUAUCUACAAACAGGCGGACUCGUCUACUCGAAACGGAUCGUCGGCUGAGUCCAAGCAGCCCAACGCCUUGGCGCUGAUGGAUCUCUCGGCGCUUGCAUGA